Trichomonas vaginalis G3 is the source of this 1551-nucleotide messenger RNA. RefSeq names its product protein ubiquitination. NCBI's taxonomy places the organism in Eukaryota, Parabasalia, Trichomonadida, Trichomonadidae. Gene Ontology annotation, molecular function: protein binding. The record is from RefSeq and is a predicted model, not a curated record. The transcript has a single exon. Bases 1 to 1551 code for a protein of 516 amino acids.
AUGAAUUACAUCGAGUGUAUUGAGAAAAACAAAGAAUAUUGCGAAGCUUUUGACAGCAUUUAUAAGCUCAGCACAAACGAUACCAAUGAAAUCAAUGCUAUUUUCGACAAAAUAAAAAAGAUUUUGAUUUCUUCAAAUUACUUUUCGCCAGCACACAUAUUGAUUCAUAUUCAAAAUGCAGCCCUGCAUCGUAACCGUUUUUUCAGAGGGUAUUGGAUGCUUUUUAAAAAGAUUUUGGACGAAUUUCAACCAACAAAAAUCAAGAACAUUUCGUUAGGAUUUGAUUACAUAAUAUACCAAGAAUACCAUAAAUUUUUUAAUCCUGAGCAUCAAAGAGUCAUCAAAACAAACUUCAGAUUUCCAAUUGAUGUCCAUGAAGAUAAUAAUAAUAUUUACAAAGUCAUCAUGAAUGAUGACAAAGAAAAUUUCAUCUUUUUCAUAGAACAGGAUGAAUUUGAUGAAUAUAUGCAACUAACAAGUUAUUCGUAUCCUUAUCAAAACUCAAGAUUUCUAGGAUAUUCAUUAGUUGAAUUAUGUUGUUAUCAUGGAGCAGUCAAUUGCUUCAAACUUUUAUUGACAAAAUUCAAACCAGAAAUCACUCCAAUAUGUCUUCAAUUUUCUUUUCUGAGUGGAAAUCAAGAAAUCAUGAGCGAGUGCUUGAAACACCAAAAGCCUGAUGCCAAAUGCAUGGAAUACGCAAUAAUAUCUCACAACAUAGAUUUUGUUUCUUUUUUAGUUGAUGAAUACAAAUUAAAAAUCAAUGUUGAAGAUUGCGUCAAAUAUAAUAAUCUUCAAGCAUUUCUCGUUUACUUAGAUCGAACAAAUGAUAUUAAUGGAUGCUUAACUCAUUCAUACUAUUUUAAUAUCCCAUCUGUUUGCGAAACACUUAUCUUAGCUGGUGCAGAUGUGAAUAUCUCGGAUAAGAAAAGAAAUAUAGCACUCCAUUAUGCAAUAAAGAGAAAUUGGAAAGAAACGGAAAAUUUACUUAUUUUACAUGGAGCUGAUAUAAAUAAAAACGGUAGAUAUGAUAGAAGUAUUCUUCAUGUUGCAGUAAAGGCAGAUAGAUUUGAUAUAGUCAAUAUAUUAAUGAAAAAUGGAGCAGAUAUCAUGAAAAUAAAAGAUGAGCAUGGGGAGACUGUUCUUCACUAUGCUGGAAAAUAUAACAAGAAGGAACUUGUUGAAUUCUUUAUUUUACAUGGUGCAAAUAUCAAUGCAAAGCAGCACUUUGGUAAGACUGUGCUUCAUUUCAUUGGUGAAAAUAACAAUGUUGAAAUUGGGAAAAUAUUAAUUUCCCAUGAUGCUGAUGUCAAUGCAAAAGAUAAUUAUGAACGCACAGCAUUGUAUUACGCAACAUUAAAAGGCAAUAAAGAAAUUGCAGAUCUACUUAUUUUACAUAAUGCUGAUGUCAAUGUAAUAGAUAAAUUUGAAAAGUUCACUCCACUUAUUAAUGCUGUCAAUAAAAAUAUGAAUGAAACAGUUGAACUUCUCAUUUCACAUGGUGCUGAUAUUAAUUUCAAAGACGAAUUUUAUAAUGAUGCACUUCGUCUUUGA